AGUGCGUGUCACUCAGGAUGUACUCGCGACCACGCCCCCGAAGCAAAGCUCGUGGAGCAGUGGGAAAGCCUCACCGCGAGGCAAAAAGCUGAAUGUUUUAUAUAAGGAAUAAUUUGAACAAAUCGACCAGGCAUUUAAUUGGAUAUUUAUACGAACACCAAGACAUUUUACUUUCGGGAUAUCGGACGUGAAAUCAGAUACGUUUGUUAGCUACCAUUGUGUUUGCUAAAUUGCGAUUUUCCUUCAGUCGUUCCUUUAGCUACAACAAGGCUAGCUAGUUAGAAUUUUGCCGGCACGUUAUUGUUGCUUUAAAGGUUAGCAGAAGCGAGCUCGCUAACUAGCCAAAUAUAGCUAAACUGGCUAUUAUUUGGAUGCGUUUAGUUAGCUAGCUAAAUAGUUUGAGGCAUUUUCCAUUUUGUAUUUAGCCAGUUCAUUUCGCUGCUCCUAAACCGCAUAGCAAAUUGGUUUGCGGUCUCGUUUAGCUGUCACUGCCUUACUCUUCUGUAGUGGGUGCUACAUUCCCCACCGAGGUCGCUAGCAAGAUACCUGGGACGAUAAAGACGUUGCAGUGUUCGGCUAAUCCCGGGAAGACGGUGUGAUUAAAGGUGGUCGCAGCACUGUCAAGGAAACUGGUGGGGAAAAGGGAAGUAGCUUGUUGGUUGGCUUCAGUUAGGAUAUAAAGUGUCGCAUGUAGGGAAGGCGGAUAAAUAAACUAUUUGGGUUGAGAGCUAAUCGGAGGUAAGACAUAUACAUACGUCAAACGAAGUGCACAAUUUGCCUUUCCAGAGCACCACACAAUCAUUGAAUUAUGUAAUAGCAACUACCGUUGAGCUAGUUAGUUUGGUACGAGUAACGUUACUGGAAUUUCUAAAUUGAAUGAAACUCGUAACUACCGGUAACUUGAAGAACUUCUCGGCUAUCGGCUAAAUCAGCCUUGCUAGCCAACCUGCCUGGCAUCCAUGAUAUUUCACAGGCUAGCAAAAUAGAUAACGUUAGAUAGCUGCAACUUUACUCACAUUGGAUAGUUAGUUAGCUACGUCGUUAGCCGUAAAGGUUCGGGUUCCGGCCUAACGUUAGCCAGCAUAUGAUUUGGUCGCUAGCUAAUUGAUCAUUCACAUUCUGAAUCAACCAGUUGCUUCUUUAGAAACGAUUCCAAGCUAAUUAGGUUGCUCGAUGUUACUAGUAUUUGUAUAGCAAGCUAGCUAUAGGUAUACAGCAAUUUUGGUCGAAAGUGGUCAACAUCGAGCUAGCCCAUUUAAGCGCUCAUUUGUAAAAUCACAUUGUCGGUCGAGGGGAUGGUUGAAGUUGUCGAGUUUUAGUUUCAAAGUCUACAAACUUGGAUAACUUACUAGCGUCAAACGAAUUUGUUCCCGUUGCAUCAACUGUAUGUUUUCCACAAACAAUUGUACCGUUCAUUUAACGUUAGUGCCAGUAACGUUGACCAGCUAACGUUAACUUAGCUACCGUUUGCCAGCUCCGUUUCCGUGAAGCCAAAACAGCUUGUAUGGACUGACUUAAACGCCGUCCCUUUUCUUUAUUUUUUAAAUUCCAUACAAAACAUUUCAUUUUCAAAGGAAAAAAAUAUAACAUUACUUAGCUAGCUAAUAUCACAGAAGAGUAGCCAUGAGUAUCGAAAUACCAGCGGGUUUGACGGAGUUGCUACAAGGCUACACCGUGGAAGUGCUCCGCCAAAGGCCGCCGGACUUGGUGGAGUUCGCCGUUCUCUAUUUCACACGCCUACGGGAAAACAGAACCCAAGACGGCGCUGAGCCGAGUACCACAACCAAGUCUGGAGGCAAAGGAGUGAUGUUCGAUGGUGAGCCGAUGCAGACCGAGUCAAAUGGAGAUGAUGAAGACGAGGACGAUGAUUCUGAUUUUGAGCCUCCUCCUCCCAGUCGAUUCAUUCGCAGGGUGUCAGUGUGUGCCGAGGCGUAUAACCCCGAUGACGAGGAGGAGGACACAGAGCCGCGGGUCGUGCACCCCAAAACGGACGAACAGCGCUGCAGAUUGCAGGAGGCCUGCAGAGACAUCCUGCUGUUUAAGACCCUGGACCAGGCAAACUGUUACAAGAUGGAUACUGGAUACUGGAGCUGUUUCCAGACUACAGUUGAGGAGCAGUUCUCUGAGGUGCUGGACGCCAUGUUCGAGCUGCGAGUGCAGCCGCAGGAGCACGUCAUCGACCAGGGCGACGACGGGGACAACUUCUACGUGAUCGAGAGGGGCGUGUACGACAUCGUGGUGCGGGGCUGCUGCGUGGGGCAGUACGAUAACAAGGGCAGCUUUGGGGAGCUGGCGCUCAUGUACAACACCCCUCGAGCAGCAACCAUCAUCGCCACCACGGAGGGGGCACUCUGGGGCCUGGACCGGGCCACCUUCCGCAGACUGAUUGUGAAGAACAACGCCAAAAAGAGGAAAAUGUACGAGAUCUUCAUCGAGUCUGUGCCCUUGCUCAAGUCCCUGGAGGUGUCUGAGCGGAUGAAGAUCGUCGAUGUCUUAGGAAUGAAGUCUUUUCAGGAUGGAGAGCUGAUCAUCAUGCAGGGGGAUCAGGCAGAAUGUUUCUUCAUUGUGGAGUCGGGAGAAGUAAAGAUCAUGAUGAAAAGUAAAACCAAGGCGGACCAGCAGGAUAACGUGGAGGUGGAGAUCGCCCGAUGCAGUCGGGGCCAGUACUUUGGGGAGCUGGCUCUGGUCACCAACAAACCUCGCGCUGCGUCUGCAUACGCUGUGGGGGAGGUCAAGUGCUUGAGUGAGAAAACGUCUCAUGUACAUACACACCCCACACCUAACAUACACACACACACCCCUCACCUAACAAACGUGCACACCCCACACCUAACAUACACACACACACACCCCCCUCACCUAACAUGCACACACACACACACACCCCUCACCUAACAAACGUGCACUCCCCACACCUAACACACACACACACACACACCCCUCACCUAACAUGCACACACACACUCAGCCCGCACUUAACAUGCACACACACAUGUACACACCCCACACUUGACACACACACACACACACACACACACACACACCCCUCACCUAACACGCGCGCACACACACACACACACACACACACACACACACCCCUCACCUAACAAACAUGCACUCCCCACACCUAACACACACGCCCACACACACACCCCCCCACACUUAACAUGCGCGCACACACACACACACACACACACACACACACUCAGCCCGCACUUAACAUGCACACACACAUGUACACACCCCACACUUCACACACACACACACACACACACACACACACUCUCGUAUGGCAUCCAGAGUGAGGACCAAGCAAACUGAGUUGAGAACUGAGGACCCUGUUCUAUUUAGUGAGAAACGGACACUGAACUCUGAUGCUAGGCCAUCCUGGCACCACUGCUGACACUUUGAAGAAGCAAAAGGGUCUAGAUACAGCUAUUUUUUUUGAUUGGCUACCAUUUUGGAGGGGAAGUUGCUUUGUGAGUGGGGAAGGGAGGGGUGUUGUUUCAAUGGUUAUUUCUUAGUUUGUUACAAUUUUGGAGGGAAAUUUGCUGUUGCUGGGCAGAUGCAAAGGAGUCCUGACGCAGGGAUUUGAUUGAUUGGCUACCAUUCUGUAGUGGAAAAACUAGUCGUGCACAUGACAAAAGAGUUUCAGCAAGUGCACUGAAAAGCAGUUUUAUAAGGCAUGAUUCUAGAAAACCGGAAGAACAGAUCCACUUGAAGUGCUCGUGUAUGAGAUUCUAAUGUACUAAGUUAUUCAAUUGACCUGGUUAUAAAUAAAUGUUCAUUAUUAUAAAAGUCAUAAUUUAAAAUGUCUUACCAUUUCAGAUUGAUUUUGUAGAUAUCUCUCUUCACAAUGUCAAUGAUGUAUUAGCAGAUUUUGCAACCGCCACAGAAGUCUGUCCGUUUAAAUUUGCAUGCUGUAUUGUACAGUAUCUUCAGCCAAAUAAGGAGGGUGAUGCAGAAACAAAAGUCCAUAUUUUGACUCAGUUAGCCGGUUCAACAGAGGUCUCUAAGUGAGAGCAGACGGUGGGGGGAAGGCAGGCCAUUGCUGAUUGGUGCAGAGUCACCGUCUGCUUCCUCAUACAGUGUAUCAAUAUCACCUGCACUGCUGGGAGAAAGAGCCCCACAAUAUGGCUCCUUCAAGCAACGGCCUGCUUGAGUGGCUCAGUGCUACAGACAAGUGCCAUUCAUCCUGCUGUCCAUCACUAAAUAUUCCACUUAUAUAUGAAACAUAAUUAGAUUUUAUUUUAUAGUAUGUAAAACUGAUAGAAGGCCCUUGCUUUAUUACUUCAAUUAUAGCAUCAUUUUUAUAAAUACAACACAUUAAAUGAGUUAUAAUUUGAAUAUAUAUAAUUGGAUCAUAGACUCAAUUUAACGUAGACCUAGUUAUAUUUAUAUCAUAGAUAAUUUAGUAAUAAAAAGAUAACUGUGAGAGAUUGGUACAAUAUCAAAUAUGAAUUGAGUGAGAGGAGAUUGUAUGGGCUAUCUGUAAUGUGUAGGCAGCUCAUUUCUGUUGAAAAGCUGGCCAAACUCAUCUAAACACCCAUCCCUUCCCCACUCACAAAGCAACUUUCCCUCCAAAAUGGUAGGCAGUCAAAUAAUCCCUGCUUUCCCUCCAAAAUGGUAGGCAGUCAAAUAAUCCCUGCUUUCCCUCCAAAAUGGUAGGCAGUCAAAUAAUCCCUGCAUUCCCUCCAAAAUGGUAGCCAAUCAAUCCUUUACAUCUGCCCAGCAACAGCAACUUUCCCUCAAAAAUUGUUAUGAACUAAAAAAUAACCAAAUCCGGAUAACUUCGUCCAAUCAGGAAAAUCAGUAAGGUUUCUGACACCCAAUGGCAUAAUUCCACUGCACGACAUGUGUGUGCUUCAGGGGGGCAGAGAGCAAAGAGACAAACACACGAACACCCCAUAAAUGAGGACCUCUCAGAAAAUCCUGACUUCCCCAAAAGGUCCUUACUUGAAAGGUUCCAGUUCUCACGUUGGUCCUCACUACUAGUGCAAUACGAAUACCCCACACCUGACAUGUACACACACACUCUUACACACGCUAGACAAACACUCCACACCAGACGCGCGCACACACACACACACACUCAUACACACACUCACAUACACCACACACACACACCACACACAGCAUACACACCACGCACAUGCAGCAUACACAAACACCACACACUCACCACACACACAGCAUACACACAAACAGUGUGCUGUGUUUGUGUGUGUGUGAGUGUAUGCUGUGUAUGUGUGUGUGUGCGUGUGUGCGC
Messenger RNA from Conger conger (European conger), 5269 nucleotides. RefSeq names its product protein kinase, cAMP-dependent, regulatory, type II, alpha A (gene prkar2aa). Gene Ontology annotation, biological process: regulation of protein phosphorylation. The coding region runs from base 1624 to 2895 and encodes 423 amino acids. Gene Ontology annotation, cellular component: cAMP-dependent protein kinase complex. The record is from RefSeq and is a predicted model, not a curated record. NCBI's taxonomy places the organism in Eukaryota, Metazoa, Chordata, Actinopteri, Anguilliformes, Congridae. Gene Ontology annotation, molecular function: cAMP-dependent protein kinase regulator activity. The transcript has 11 exons.